Aethalodelphis obliquidens (Pacific white-sided dolphin) is the source of this 1434-nucleotide messenger RNA. It is a transcript of the gene SLC2A7, whose product is annotated as solute carrier family 2 member 7. The record is from RefSeq and is a predicted model, not a curated record. Gene Ontology annotation, molecular function: D-glucose transmembrane transporter activity. Gene Ontology annotation, cellular component: plasma membrane. NCBI's taxonomy places the organism in Eukaryota, Metazoa, Chordata, Mammalia, Artiodactyla, Delphinidae. Gene Ontology annotation, biological process: dehydroascorbic acid transport.
UCCACGCUGGUGCUGGCCACGCCGAGCACAGCCUUUGGCGAGGCCUUCCAAUACGGCUGCAACAUCGCUGUGGUUAAUACACUGCACAAGGUCUUGAAGUCCUUUUAUAAUGAAACCUACUUUGAGCGACACGGAGCCUUCAUGGACAAGAAAGUCAUGCUGCUGCUGUGGUCCUGCACCAUGUCCAUGUCUCCUCUGGGCGUCUUGGUGGGGUCCCUGCUUAUUGGCCUGCUGGUUGACAAAUGAGGCAGGAAGGGAACACUGCUGAUCAACAAAGACUUCGCCAUCUGCCAUCCCGCCAUCCCGAAGGGAGUCAGCAAAGUGACCAAACCUUCCGAGCUGAUCAUCUUUUCUCGAGUGGCACUGGGAUUCUGUGCAGGCACCUCCUACAGUGCCCUUCCCAUGUAGCUGGGAGAGUUAGCUCCCAAGAACCUUAGGGGUGCUCUGGGAACAAUGAUGGAGGUGUUUGUCAUCGUGGGAAUCUUCCUAGCACAGAUCUUCGGCCUGCAAGCCAUCCUGGGCAACCCUACAGGCUGGCCGGUGCUCUUAGCACUCACGGGGGUCCCCGCACUGUUUUGGCUCCCUCUGCCAUUCUUCCCCGAGAGCCCCAGGUCCACCCUGAUUCAGAAGAGAGAUGAAGAAGUUCGACAAGCUCUGCGGAAGCUGAGAGGCUGGGCAGACGUGGAGGACGAGAUGGAAGAAAUGUGCGUGGAGGACCAGGCCGAGAGGGCCGAGGGCCUGUCUGUGCUCAGCCUCUUCACGUGUCCACCUGUCCACUGGCAGCUGGUCUCCAUCGUCUUGCCCAUGGCCGGCCAGCAGCUCUGCAGGGUCAACGUGGUCAGCUACUACGCGGACGUGAUCUACGCCUCCCUCGGCUGGCAUGGAGGGGCUCAUUCCGUAACAGUGGGUGCCAGCGUGGUGAACACAGGGAUGAGCUUCAUCUUGGCAGGCGCUGUCGAGCGGCUGGGUAGGCGGCGCCUCCUGCUGGUCGGCUAAGGCAUCCGCGUCUCGGCGCUGAGCUUCCAGAGCACGGUCCCUGAGCUGUCUUACCUUGGCAUCAUCUACAUCACAGGACAUUCCAUCGGGCCCAGUCCCGUGCCCUCCGUGGUGAGGACCGAGAUCUUCCUGCAGCCCUCGCCCGCCUUCGCAGUGGACGGGGCCGUGCUCGGGCUCACCAGCGUCAUCGUGGGCUUCGUGUUCCCGUCCAUCCAGGAGGUCAGUGGUGCCUACAGCUUCAUUAUCUUUGCCGGAAUCUGCCUCCUCACUGCUGUUUACAUCUACGUGGUCAUUCCUGAGACCAAGGGCCGAACAUGUGUGGAGAUAAAGCGGAUUUUUGCCCAGAGAAACAGAGUGGAGUUUCUGGAGAAGAAAGAAGAAAUCACAGAUGCUGGGCCUCACAUACCGUCUCUGCCUCCCAGGGAGACUUCCUUUUAG